Messenger RNA from Chinchilla lanigera (long-tailed chinchilla), 1943 nucleotides. It is a transcript of the gene Chmp1a, whose product is annotated as charged multivesicular body protein 1A. Gene Ontology annotation, cellular component: multivesicular body; ESCRT III complex. NCBI's taxonomy places the organism in Eukaryota, Metazoa, Chordata, Mammalia, Rodentia, Chinchillidae. The transcript is spliced from 8 exons. The record is from RefSeq and is a predicted model, not a curated record. Gene Ontology annotation, biological process: protein transport; endosome transport via multivesicular body sorting pathway; late endosome to vacuole transport. The coding region runs from base 80 to 775 and encodes 231 amino acids.
CCGGAAGUCCCCGCCGCGUCCCGCUGGUCGGAGUGCGGGUGUUGCUUCGCUGCCCCGAGGGGUGCGCCUCGGACCGGCCAUGGACGGCGCUGUGUGGCUUCCUUCCCGCCAGCUCGCUACUGUGAAUGGACAGCAGAUACCGUCCUUGGCCUGUGGGGCUUGGAAUGUGGGGUCAGAGCGUACCAGAAAAGAUACACUGUUCCAGUUGAAGUUCACAGCGAAGCAGCUGGAGAAGCUCGCCAAGAAAGCGGACAAGGACUCCAAAGCUGAGCAGGCCAAAGUGAAGAAGGCGCUCCAGCAGAAGAACGUGGAGUGUGCCCGGGUGUAUGCGGAGAACGCUAUCCGCAAGAAGAAUGAAGGCGUGAAUUGGCUGCGCAUGGCGUCCCGCGUAGACGCAGUAGCCUCCAAAGUACAGACAGCUGUGACCAUGAAGGGGGUGACCAAGAACAUGGCCCAGGUGACCAAAGCACUGGACAAGGCCCUGAGCUCCAUGGACCUGCAGAAGGUGUCUGCAGUGAUGGACAGGUUCGAGCAGCAAGUGCAGAACCUGGAUGUGCACACGUCGGUGAUGGAGGACUCCAUGAGCUCAGCCACCACGCUGACCACACCCCAGGAGCAGGUGGACAGCCUCAUCGUGCAGAUUGCCGAGGAGAAUGGGCUCGAGGUGCUGGACCAGCUCAGCCAGCUGCCCGAGGGUGCCUCAGCUGUGGGCGAGAGCUCCGUGCGCAGCCAGGAGGACCAGCUGUCGCGGAGGUUGGCUGCCUUGCGGAACUAGAUCCCCACCAUGCUGUGGCGCCCUGCACUGUGACGUCUCAGAGGCACUGUCCCCACCCCGUUCUCCUCGCCCUCCAGAGCUGCAGCCACCACUUCCCUGCUCUUCUCACCACCAGGCUUGGCAGCCUCAGGUGGAUUCCGUUUUUCCUGGGUUGGACGCUGGGAUUGUGUCCUGGAGUCGAGGUGGCACAGUCGUGUGUGGGUGAUGUCUGUGACCCUGGCCAGCAGCAGGGAGGUCAUUUGGCUCGCCGCAUCCCCUGCUGUGGCUGCUUUGCGGCUGGAGGGGUUGUAGCUGCCCUGCUCUCAGGCCCUCCCCAGCUCCCCACUGCCCUGCAGGAGAGGGGUGGAUCUGUGUAUGUGAGGUGCAUCACCUGCCACCAACACCACCCUGGGGCCUUUGUGGGAGGGGCCCCAGCACCUCCACCACCGAUCCAGGCUGGGCCAGCCACGGCCUGCCCUUGCUCCUCAGCUCCCCAACGUGCCCAGUCCACAGGGACAGAGCCAUUGCCUGGGCCCUUGUCCUUUCGUGGCCCCUCUGGAGGUGCCUUGGGCCACUAGGCUGAGCUCUGUGUUGCCUACGUCACUGACUGGAAUCUGGGCUCCUGUGGCAGCCCCACCUCUUCUCCUGUGCCUCUCCGUGAUGCUACCGUGUGUCUCUCCUGCCACUGUAAAUGACAGGUGACGUGGGCUGCCACCUGCCCACUCCUGAGCUUGGAAGCCAGUCCCCUGCAGUAUGGCCCCGGGCUCUGUGGGGACAGCCUGCCAUGUGAGAGGCAGCCAGGUGGACUGAGAGGGCUUUGGGCACAGCCUGCUGGUUUAGUUUCUUUUUUUCUGUUUCUGGAAGUUUACUUUGUUUUUUGCCAAAGUGGAAAGCAGAUAGCCUGCAGGCAUGGGGUCCACGAGCAACCCUAGUGCAUGGGCUCUUCCCGAUGUGCUGUGCCUGGUUCUUUCUGUCUGGACCUGCAAGCCGGGGUGGUGGGGGAGGGGGAACUGCUGGGUCCCGGGUGUUGGGGUUCACACACUGCCUGGCUGUGGCCCUUCCAGGCUCCCCAUGUGUUGUGUGGGGUGCUGGCCAGGUAGGGGUGCAGGGGUGUCAUUGAGGGGAGCGUGGUCGCCCUCACCCUGAAGUACUGUUGGAAAUAAAUGAGUUGCUCGUUGAAAAUGCUCAA